AUGUCCCCCUCCGCAGUCGACAACCCGGUGCUUGACGUGAUUGUCGUAGGUGCCGGGAUUGCUGGUCUCGCCGCAGCGCUCGCCAUCCACGACGCCGGCCACAACGUCAAAAUCGUCGAGGGCGCAACCGUUCUACGAGAAAUUGGCGCCGGCGUCUUGAUCUCAAGCAAUGCGACCCGUGAACUCAUCCGCUGGGGGCUCGAAGACGAUCUGAGAGAUGUCAUUGUCCAGAGCCGUGUCUCGAGGGUGUUGAGAUGGGACAAUGGAGAUGUGCUGAGCGAGGUCAAAAUGGACCCGAGUAUUGCCCUCAAGAAGUACGAUGCACCUGUGUGGAUGCUCCAUCGGGCGGAUCUUCAUACGGCCAUGCUGAAGAAGGUGCAGAGCCUGGGCAUUGAGAUCAGGCUGGGGUCGAGAGUGCUCGACGCCGAUGUGGACACAGCGAGCGUGACUCUCGCCUCGGGAGAAGUCCUGUACGCCGACUUCAUCGUCGGCGCUGAUGGCGUCAGGAGCAAAAUGCGCGACAUCAUCUCGCAGAAGCCCGUGCCCGCGCUGCCAACAGGAGACUACGCCUUCCAGUUCGCGCUGGAGAUCGAGAAGUACAAGGACGAUCCAGUGAUUGCGCCGUUGGUGGAGGGCCAUGCCGCCACUGCUUGGUGGGGUCCAGGCAGGCAUGUUAUCGGGACAUUGCUUCGCGGCGAGAAGCUCUUCAAUUGUGUCGCAGUCUUCCCUGACGAUGGCUCGCUUGGUGACGAGCACAAGCAGUUGGGAGCAGACGUGGACGAACUCCGCCGGAACUUCAGCGACUGGUGUCCAGCUGUGCGCACCAUCCUCUUUCACGCAGACCCCAGGUCCAUCGUCAAAUGGAAGCUUCAGGACCUCGACCCACUCAAGUCCUGGCACCGCGGGCACGCCGUCCUCAUCGGCGACGCAUGCCACCCCAUGCUUCCUUACUUGGCGCAAGGAGCUUCCCAGGCGAUCGAGGACGGCGCCGUGCUGGCCCAAUGCCUCGCCAAUUUGCCCCUCGACCGCGUCGGUCUCGCAUUUCAGGACUUGCGAUUUGCCCGCGCCACGCAGAUCCAGCAGAACGCACGCAAACAGAAGACCGAGAACCACUACCCAGAUGGGCCAGAGCAGCGGGCACGAGACGAGAGGCUCAAGGAUCCGACGCAGGUGCGGGCGUGGCAGUGGGAACCGGUGGUGGGCAAGCCGACCAAGAACUGGAACGACGGGCUGUUUGGGUAUGAUUCGAAGGUUGAAUGUGAGGAGUACUUCAAGGAACAUGAGGCAGGACGAACAUUAGUGAAGCAGGCUGCAUAG
Messenger RNA from Cladophialophora yegresii CBS 114405, 1317 nucleotides. RefSeq lists its product as uncharacterized. The record is from RefSeq and is a predicted model, not a curated record. Gene Ontology annotation, biological process: secondary metabolite biosynthetic process. Bases 1 to 1317 code for a protein of 438 amino acids. Gene Ontology annotation, molecular function: FAD binding; monooxygenase activity. NCBI's taxonomy places the organism in Eukaryota, Fungi, Ascomycota, Eurotiomycetes, Chaetothyriales, Herpotrichiellaceae. The transcript is spliced from 3 exons.